Messenger RNA from Gorilla gorilla gorilla (western lowland gorilla), 2568 nucleotides. Its product is annotated as zinc finger protein 257. Gene Ontology annotation, cellular component: nucleus. Gene Ontology annotation, biological process: regulation of transcription by RNA polymerase II. NCBI's taxonomy places the organism in Eukaryota, Metazoa, Chordata, Mammalia, Primates, Hominidae. The record is from RefSeq and is a predicted model, not a curated record. Gene Ontology annotation, molecular function: sequence-specific DNA binding; DNA-binding transcription factor activity, RNA polymerase II-specific.
CAGGUCUCGUCUUCCCUGGUCUGUGUCCUCUUCUCCUAGGGGCCCAGCCUCUGUGGCCCUGUGACCUGCAGGUAUUAGGAGAUCCCCAGCUAAGACGCCAGGUCCUCCUGGAAGCCUAGAAAUGGGACCACUGACAAUUAGGGAUGUGACUGUAGAAUUCUCUCUGGAGGAGUGGCAUUGCCUGGACACUGCACAGCAGAAUUUAUAUAGGGAUGUGAUGUUAGAGAACUACAGAAACCUGGUCUUCCUGGGUAUUGCUGUCUCUAAGCCAGACCUGAUCACCUGUCUGGAGCAAGGAAAAGAGCCCUGUAAUAUGAAGAGACAUGAGAUGGUAGCCAAACCCCCAGUUAUAUGUUCUCAUAUUGCUGAAGACCUUUGCCCAGAGCGAGACAUAAAAUAUUUUUUCCAAAAAGUCAUACUGAGGAGAUAUGAUAAAUGUGAACAUGAGAAUUUACAAUUAAGAAAGGGCUGUAAAAGUAUGGAUGAGUGUAAGGUGUGCAAAGGAGGUUAUAAUGGACUUAACCAAUGUCUGAUAACUACCCAGAGCAAAAUAUAUCAAUGUGAUAAAUAUGUAAAAGUCUUCUAUAAGUUUUCAAAUUCAGAUAGACAUAAGAUAAGACAUACUGAAAAGAAAACUUGCAAAUGUAAAGAAUGUGGCAAAUCAUUUUGCAUGCUUUCACAACUAACUCGACAUAAGAGAAUUCAUAUUAGAGAGAAUUCCCACAAAUGUGAAGAAUGUGGCAAAGCCUUCAACCAGUCCUCAGCUCUUACUCGACAUAAGAUGACUCAUACUGGAGAGAAACCCUACAAAUGUGAAGAGUGUGGAAAAGCUUUUAACCGGUCUUCACACCUUACUCAACAUAAGGUAAUUCAUACUAGAGAGAAACCCUACAAAUGUGAAGAGUGUGGCAAAGCCUUUAACCGGUCUUCACACAUUACUCAACAUAAGAGAAUUCAUAAUAGAGAGAAGCCCUUCAAAUAUGAUGAAUGUUGCAAAGCCUUUAAGUGGUCCUCAGCUCUUACUACCCUUACUCAACAUAAGAGAAUUCAUACUGGAGAGAAACCCUACAAAUGUGAAGAGUGUGGCAAAGCCUUUAACCAGUCCUCAGCCCUUACUCGACAUAAGAUGAUUCAUACUGGAGAGAAACCCUUCAAAUGUGAAGAGUGUGGCAAAGCUUUUAACCGGUCUUCACACCUUACUCAACAUAAUAUAAUUCAUACUGAAGAGAAACCCUACAAAUGUGAAGAGUGUGGAAAAGCCUUUAAUCGGUCUUCACACCUUACUAAACAUAAGAGAAUUCAUACUAGAGAGAAGGCCUACAAAUGUGAUGAAUAUUGCAAAGCCUUUAACUGGUCCUCAGCUCUUACUACCCUUACUCAGCGUAAGAUAAUUCAUACUGGAGAGAAACCCUACAAAUGUGAAGAGUGUGGCAAAGCCUUUAACCGGUCUUCAUACCUUAUUCGACAUAAGAUAAUUCAUACUGGAGAGAAACCCUACAAAUGUGAAGAGUGUGGCAAAGCCUUUAACCAGUCUUCACACCUUACUCAACAUAAGAUAAUUCAUACUGGGGAGAAGCCCUACAAAUGUGAAGAAUGUGGCAAAGCCUUUAACCGGUCUUCACACCUUUCUCAACAUAAGAUAAUUCAUACUGGAGAGAAACCCUACAAAUGUGAAGAAUGUGGCAAGCCUUUUAAUCGUUUCUCAUACCUUACCGUACAUAAGAGAAUUCAUGCUGGAGAGAACCCCAACAAAUAUGAAGAAUGUGGCAAAGCUUGUAACCAUUCCUCAAACCUUACUAAACAAAUUCAUAAUGGAGAAAAACCCUACAAAUGUGAAGAAUGUGUCAAAGCUUUUAACUGUUCCUCAAUCCUUACUAAACAUAAGGGAAUUCAUAAAGAGAAACCCUACAAAUGUGAAGAACGUGGCCUGGCUUUUAACAAAUCCUCAACAUUUACUAAGCAUAAAAUAAUUCAUGCUGGAGAGAAACUCUUGAAAUGUGAUGAAUGUGGCAUAGCCUCUACCCAGUUCUCAACUCUUACUAAACAUGAGAACUCAUGUGGAAGAUAAAGCCUACAAAUAUGAAGAAUGUGACAAGGCCUUUAAAAGUUCUCAACCCUUAUUACGCAUAAUUUAUACUGGACAGAAAUCCUAAAGUGUGAAGAAUGUCACAAAGCCCUUAACAAGUCCUCAAUUCUUAACAGAUAUAAGACGUUUCAUACUGGAGCGAAACUCUACAAUCCUGAAUGAUGUCACGGUGCUUUUAACAAUACCUCAAACUUUUCUAAACAUAAAAAAAAAAUUAUACUAGUGCAAAACUCUAGAAAUAUAAAGAACAUGAAAAACUUUUAAAUGGUUUUCACACUUGAUUGCAGGUAAAAUAAUUUAUACCGGAGAAAACUCCAAGUGUGAAGAAUAUAACUUUUAACGAGUGUUCACAACUUAUUGUACAGGAAAGCAUUUAUAGUUGAGAAAUGGUGUACAAAUAUAAAGAAUGUGGAAAAGUCAUUAAUAUUUGCUCACAUAUUACACAUCAGAGUUCACACUUAAUAAAAGUAUUAUAAAUACAA